This is a messenger RNA of Alternaria hordeiaustralica, 2913 nucleotides long. RefSeq lists its product as uncharacterized. The transcript is spliced from 2 exons. The record is from RefSeq and is a predicted model, not a curated record. Lineage: Eukaryota; Fungi; Ascomycota; Dothideomycetes; Pleosporales; Pleosporaceae. The coding region runs from base 1 to 2913 and encodes 970 amino acids. Gene Ontology annotation, biological process: mitotic G2 DNA damage checkpoint signaling; activation of protein kinase activity; mitotic DNA replication checkpoint signaling. Gene Ontology annotation, molecular function: anaphase-promoting complex binding.
AUGUGCAUAACAUACGAACCGCCAGCGCCUCUUAACACCCAUUUCUACGACCCCAAUCUAGGGACUUCAGCAUACACCAUGACACCAGCACCAACGUCCCCAACACGCGCGGCAGACGCGUCCGCGAAGCCUCGGCCAAAGCUGCUAGCAGCUCUGCGCAAAACCGUGGACUCUUCAGAUAGCGAAGCCGGAUCUGAUAGUGAAGCGUCUGCAUCUGAGAAUGACACAGCACCCACAUUCAGCGCAAAGCCUUCAACAACAACACGUGGGGAGCCGGCGACAACGCAGGUUGACGAGGAAGACGAGAGCGAUGGAGAAGACGCAUACGAACUCAUGAAGAAGAGGCUCGCUGCCAACAAGAGCUCAUCGACAGCACAAUCGGCCGCGCCGCAACAAGCACAGCAGGAAGCACCCAUUGUUGCUACCAUCGAAAGUAGCGAAGAUGAGGACGCAAUGCCUGUACGAGCGAAUGCCCGCAAACCAGCCACAACCCGGACGAAGACUGCAAGCCCUCGAGCAUCCGCAUCGCCAAGCGUACGAUCACGACCAUCUUCCCCAGGCCUCUUCGUGACUCCGGGUCCAUCACCGGCUAAGAAGCCAUCACGGCGAUCAGCGAAUGCCGGCUCAGACUCCGACGAGUCUUCGCGGCCCAUCCAUACUACCGACCUGCAAGAGCGGGUACGACGCAUUCGAGAGGAAAGGUUGGCGAAACAGCGAGAGGAGGAAGCGCAGCAGGCACAAUCUAAGAAGCUCGCACGACGGCUAGCAGAUCAGGGCUCUGGCAGCGAGUCGGAUGGCGAGAGCGGCAGGCGGCUUACACAACAAGCGAAGCCAACCCGCAAAGCUGGAAAGAAGGCCCUGGAGGCAAUGGCUCGCGACCAGCAGCGCAUAAGCCGUAACAUGCAGCUUACCCACCAAGCCAAGACAAAGAAGCGCUUCACAACCCAGGAUCUGUUCAAGAAGUUCAACUACCAAGCGCCCAACGCCGAAGUCGUACCUCUCCCAACGCCAGAGGCCAGCUCGGCCCUUACAUCGUCUGAUGCAGAGGCAAACCAAAUACAGGACACGCCGCCGACGAGUCCCCAAAGACAAAAUGCUACGGAGGAAAAGGGUGCUUCCGUAGAUCAACAAACAUCUACCACGGCGCCCGAAAGCAACAUUCAGCCACCCGAGCCCGCGAGAGUGGACAAGGGCAAAGGGCGAGCACCCGAGUUCCAACACUUGCCGGUACAUCCUUGGAUGAAGCAGGCAGAUCCAGUCACUGUGCAUACAGCGGCAGUGGAAACCAAAAAGACCUCCGACAACGAUAUGGUGGAACUUUCGGACUCGGACGAUGAUGCAAAGGUGGAACAGCCCAAGAGCCGAUUCCCCGUCUUUGACCGGUUACCCACAAAGAAGGAUAACGAGGCAGGGUCAUUCGUACAUCUACGUGCUCUCGCUCAGUUGACCAAGUCGCCACCAAAGGGCAAGAAGGGACAGAAGAUAGUGACUCGUGGUGAGAUGGAAUUCGCCCUAGCUCAGAAGGCUCGCCAACAGACUGCGAAAGCCAAAGAGGAGAGAAUAGCCGACUUGAUCAAGCGAGGUCACAACCCUGAGACUGAAGAGGAGAGGGAGAAGCGCCAAGAGGAGAUCGACGACAUGGUCGCAAUGCUCGAGAAGCAAAGGCAGGAGGACCUUGAACUAGCCAAGAUGGAGAGGAAGGAGGCGAAGAAAAACGGCGAGACCAUCGAUGACCUUCCCUCCAGCGAUGAUGAAGACGGCGACUAUGUCGGCAGCGGCGAGGAGGACGCCAACCAAGAAGAGGACGAUGAUCAAGAAGAAGCCGAGGUUGUUCUAUCAGGCUCAGAAGACGAGCAGAUGGAAGACGACGCUGAAGACAAUCCUCUCAUCGACGGAAUGGCUGACGAGGACGACGAGCCAGAGCAGACAGUGCAAGCCCAGAACGUCAACGAGGAUGUCGAUAUGGAAGACGAAGAUGCCGUCGCUCCUGUUCGAAGGCAAACUAUCAACCGUGCCCGCAACCGAGUCGUUGACGAUGACGACGAUGAUGAUGCAGAGGCUCCUAGGCCUGCCACACCCACUCAACCAGCAACUCAAACCGACACAAUGGCCGCCUUUGGGUUCGGCAACGCCAACACCGGCAUAGGCCUCACACAGAUGUUCGCAGGCACCAUGGCCGAGUUGGAGUCUGACUCCCAACCUGCUGCCGCCGUCAACACCGAACAAGACUCUCUAGAGUUCCUGCGAAACCUGCCCGAUACCCAACCCGCAGCAAACUUUAGCCAGGCUUCGGAGUUUGUAGUCCCCAACAGCCAGACUUUCAUGUCGCCACAGAAGCAAACACAGACUGGCGACGAGUCUCAAUUCAGCAUGGGGAUCAGCCAAGUCGUCAGGACUUCCCCCAUGUUCUCGCGGACCCAGGUCGAGGACUUUGAACCAACACAGGAUGCAGGCUUCUCCUUCUCUCGGUCGCCAGCAGGCCUUGCCCCGCCACCAUCAACGACCGAUACCGUCAUGGUGCUCAUUGCCGAGUCGCCAAUCAAGCAGAAAGGCAAGCUUCAGCGUGGACGGCGAGAGGCUGCUGUUGAGCUCUCUGACGUUGAAGACGACUCGAUCGAUGCUGAGGAAGAGAGCGAGGACGACAUCCAACGCCCUCCUAAGCUCAGCAAAGAUGCUUUCAUGAAGUUGCAGCAAGCGGCUAAGAAGGCCAAGGCAGCUGAAGAAUUCGACAAGAAGAAGAGCAUGGCGAGAGAAGCCGUCAUGGAACAAGCCGAGGAGUCUGAGGACGAAUACGCCGGGCUUGGAGGAGCUAGUGAUGAUGAGGAAGGCGAGGAAGACGAAGAUCUCAAGGACAUGAUCGACCACAACGACGUUAAAGUCAACGAGCGCCAGAUUGCUGCUUUCUACGCGUAA